Thunnus maccoyii (southern bluefin tuna) is the source of this 2919-nucleotide messenger RNA. Its product is annotated as zinc finger protein 648-like. The transcript is spliced from 4 exons. Gene Ontology annotation, molecular function: RNA polymerase II cis-regulatory region sequence-specific DNA binding; DNA-binding transcription factor activity, RNA polymerase II-specific. Gene Ontology annotation, cellular component: PcG protein complex; transcription regulator complex. The record is from RefSeq and is a predicted model, not a curated record. Gene Ontology annotation, biological process: regulation of transcription by RNA polymerase II. The coding region runs from base 579 to 2222 and encodes 547 amino acids. NCBI's taxonomy places the organism in Eukaryota, Metazoa, Chordata, Actinopteri, Scombriformes, Scombridae.
GCGAGAUUUGCCAUGACUGUCACAUCACGGAUACCACCAACCUGCUAGCUGGCCGACUGGUCGCCGCAUCCCUGAAUGUGAUUUGCAAGUGUGCGGAGUGUUUCCUUUGGAUUUGAUGAAAGCCAAUAUUGAUAAAUGUCCAUCGACAGUGACGAGUCGUUGCUGAUGUGCUUAUUUGAUCGUCUUUACUGCAUUUACAGCCGGCUUUAGUACGAGCUGCUGCGGGUCAGUACAGGUUACGCUUCGUUGGCUGCCUUGUUUACACGUUAGCCAUAGGUAACAUUAGCUAGCACGCACUAAAACACUAACAUUAUGGCUGUUUUCUCGUUGCUAGCUACAAAUUGAUGGUGUUUAUAUCGUUGUAAUAAGCAAACUGAAUCUCUGCAUUACACCGCAUAGCUUGUCAUCACUGUAUGUAAUGUAACAGUACCGAAACCUUACAAGAUAGAGCAGAUUGACACCUUAACUUCAGUGAGGUCGUUUAAAAAAAGCUGUCGCACAAGUUAAUUAUCAAGAGUUAUUCAACCACAAGGAAUGUAAAAGUUAAAUGGCGUAGCUAGUUAGCAUGGCACAAUCUGAUGGCAGUUCAGGGAUGCCAGAGCAGACGAGUGUACAGUGGUAGCAGCCACAUCGUCCCUCAACUGCCUCUGGCGGCCAACCAUCGAAGAAAACAGCGGUGUCAAUUGGUAGGUGACAUUAAAACAUCGUCCCUGAAACAAAGGACGAUGGAGUCUGUGAGGGGUGCUUUCCACGCUCAGCUGGCCACCGUCAUGGACUCGCUGCUGGCAGCCGCCGUGUGCGAGAUCGCCAAGAUUUUUGAGAGCAGCCUGUGUGAGCAGCAGGCGGAGCUGGCGCAGAAAACGCAGGAGAUCUCCAUCCUCAGAGGCAGGCUGGAGAAAGUGGAGAGGAGGCAAAGGGCGAAGGGUGGAGGGAGCGAGGAAGGGGAGAUGUCAAUAGGAGACAGAGAGGACAGCUUGAGGCAGAAGACCCUGACAGGAUCAGGAAAGGAUGUGUCUCCUCAUUCAGACCCAGCAGCAGGGCUCAGUCACAGCCUCAGUGGGCUAAAAGAGGAGGGCACAGGCCAAGAUGGAGAUUCAAUAAAACAUGAGCAUGCUGGAUCACGACCUACUAUGGAGUCUGUCGCAGUCCAAGCCCCAGAGGGAAGCCUUGUUGCUGAGCACCAGAGGCAGAUAGAUCCUCUGGCUGCCACACAAGCAAAGGCCAAAUUGUCUCACUGGGAUCAAGGCAGUCGAAGUGCAGACCACCGACCCCUCCAGGAUCAAGCUUCCACUCCUUUUCUCUCCAUCUCCCAGAGCGGACGCUGCUCGCCAAGGCCUGACCCAAGCCUAGCUCAGCCUGGGGAGUGGUUACCGGGGUUAGACGCCACCAGAGGUGGGGUGCCCGGUCUAGAGAACUUGCAGGCAGAUGGCACCAGCUGUUCUGGUCCAGCCAGCAGCAGCACCGGCACAGACACACCCUGCUUCCGACCUGGCUUUGGCUCUGACGAAACCAGCAACGAAGAUGAGGAUAGUUCUUUCCCUUUCCUGGACCAGGAGCCUGAGAACCAGAGCGCCAACCAGAACUCAGUGCAGGAUCAGGGGGUGGCGCAAAGGGAGGCUCAACAGGAUCAGCCACAGGCUCCAUCUGGUGAGUCACCAUGGAGACCCAGAGAUGAUAGGGGAGGGAGAGGCCCCAUCAAUCACACAAGGCGGGUCGCAACUUUUGGCAACAGAGACCCUCUCCGACCGCAGUCCAAUUCACAGUCGCUCACGCUACGACAUGCAAACACUCUCAGCCACCCACCAGCUCCCAGCGGAGGGAACGGACGACCUUACACCUGCCCGUACUGCACCAAGUGUUUCACCUACCCCUCCCAUCAGCGCAGACACCUUUUACGCCACACAGGAGUCAGACUGCAUCCCUGUCAGUUCUGUGACAAGAGCUUCCUCACUCCCUCUGAGCUCACUGUUCACACUCGCACGCACACAGGUGAGCGGCCUUUUGGCUGCGCACAGUGCGGUAAACGUUUUGCACGCAGCGGGAACUUGAGAGCCCACCAACGGGACGUUCACAUGGGGAAGAGGCCGUUUGCUUGCACAGAGUGUGGGAAGAGGUUUGCCCACAGAGGGAACCUCAGGGUGCACAAUCACAGAGUCCACCAAGGGGAUCCCUACUACAUGGAUGAUCAGCAGGAGCCAGACAUAGGCCCUAAUCCCAUUUGAAAACAUUUUGUUUAAAUAAUGGUCAUGCACUUAAACCCGAGGAACUCGUUUCAGAAUUGCCUAUUGUGUCCCACUCGACCUUAUUACUGACUACUUCGAAGGAUUAGGAAGCGUUUAAUGUUUCUGAUUUUUUUGUUUUUUUUCCAGAUUUGAUGUGGGGAAAAAAUAAAUAACUGUCAAAUUUUAUUAUAUGUAUCUGAUAACAAACAAAGUCAAAGUACGUUUGAUUUCAGUGUCCUAAUUGUGUUUUCAAUUGUGAAUCUUGCAGAUAUUUAGGACAUUUUUCACUGAAUUGUAAAUUACUAAAUAUGAUCACCCAUAAUUAAGAAAUAUUGGCUAUUGUUGUAAAGAAAAUAACUUACCUCCAGGAUCUUCCAAUGACAUUCUUUCUUAUCAGUGGAGUAACUUUUCAUUACUUGAAGUAAAAAAAAACUGCAAAAUAACAUUAAGCCAAUAAAGAAAGCCUAGUUGGUAUUAGAUUUAGACAUGUGGCAUGCAGAGGUAGGAUAGCACGUCUCUUCCUUCAAAAUUGUGCUUACGUACCAACCAUCUCCUCAAACUUUUAUUUUGACUGUGUUGUAAAAUGGAAACGUGUUAUUGAAACAAGUACAUAACUGUGUCGUUAACGAGGAACUGAGCUUUUAUUUGACAUCCCGUUUUUGCCAAGUGAAAUUAAAGAAUAUACUCGUGCAAACUA